UGCCAUUCCUUCACUGCAAUUAUCAUUACCAUCCUUUGAAAUUCUUUCCAUUCUUUGACACCGAUGAUUACAGUUGUCUGCAACUAGUCUGCAAUGCGCUGAAACUUCGCGGCCUCACGUUCAUAGACGUCGAAGAUCCAGCAAAGUUAUUUGCAAUUCCGUGGCCACAAAUCACUCGCUGUAGUAGCUCCCAUGCCUAUCGGGACGGAAAUCCAGGGCCCGACCCCUCCAGGUUCCUGGACGUCCUCAGAUUGAUGACGAAUUUGACAAGUUGCGACUUCGUCUGUGAAGGCUGCUCAAUCGAAUUCGAAACUGAACAGGUUGCAUGCACUAAGCUACAAGAAUUUUCAUUGACAUCGUGGGCAUAUAACGAAACUUACAUACCCCAACUAUUCAGCGGACUUACACCACCAUCUCUCUCUCGGUUGCGGGCCAAGUGUUCAAUGGGGCCGGGGCCAGAAAAUGAAGACACCUUUAGUUCCAUCCGACAUGCCAUCAAUGUGUCCCAGAGCCCUCUAACCGUUCUUGAAUUCGAACAUUGUCUCAUCACAGAAGAAGACCUCCUCUCCGUUCUUCGAACUAUGCCUACUCUAGAGCACUUGAAGCUCAUCAAUAUCGGUCCCGAUGCGAUCACCGACCAGACAUUAGAUGAGCUCAUGGUUAGACCAAACGAAAAUUCCCUUAUGCCCCGACUAACGUCCGCCUGUACUGUGUUAUAUCAUCCCCACCUCCGUUGGCUCCAAUAACAAGGCAGACUCGUUCACUAUGAUAGCGUUAUUCGAGGGGCAGAGGUUGUCCGAGAGAAACUUAACUCUCUAGGGAAUAUAAU
Molecule: messenger RNA, 829 nt
Organism: Guyanagaster necrorhizus
Lineage: Eukaryota; Fungi; Basidiomycota; Agaricomycetes; Agaricales; Physalacriaceae
Exons: 3
Coding region: 255-746 (163 amino acids)
Source: RefSeq, a predicted model, not a curated record